Messenger RNA from Lethenteron reissneri (Far Eastern brook lamprey), 8896 nucleotides. RefSeq lists its product as uncharacterized. Gene Ontology annotation, molecular function: tumor necrosis factor binding; tumor necrosis factor receptor activity. Gene Ontology annotation, cellular component: signaling receptor complex; external side of plasma membrane; membrane raft. NCBI's taxonomy places the organism in Eukaryota, Metazoa, Chordata, Hyperoartia, Petromyzontiformes, Petromyzontidae. Gene Ontology annotation, biological process: necroptotic signaling pathway; motor neuron apoptotic process; extrinsic apoptotic signaling pathway in absence of ligand. The record is from RefSeq and is a predicted model, not a curated record.
ACACACCCACCCCCAAAUACACACGAUCGCCCACUUACUCACCCACUUUAAAAUACAGACACCCACUCACUCAACUACCCCAAAUACACACACUCACCCACUCACUCAUCUACCCCAAAUACACACACACACUCACUCACCCACACCCAAAUACACACACUCACCCACUCACUCACCCACCCUCACUUACACACACUCACCCACUCAAUCUCUCACUAAAACAAACCCGCACUGAAUCCUACCCACGCUCAAUCACACACACACCGAUCCACCCUCGUCCAGACCGAAUCUCACGCACACACAUUCAUACUCACCCACACUCAAUCAUACCCGCACACACACAACACCCUCACUCCGCCCAGUCUCACACAGACACUCAACAUCUCACACACUCAAACACACCCCACUCACACAAAUCCACACACACACACCGAUCUGCUCUCUCAUCAUCCACACUGAACCUCUCUCACGCACUCACACAGACGGUCAACACCGAGAGAUGUGACGAGGAGCCGGAGCGGUGUCAUGACCCUGUGGACAGAGAUGCGUCUUCUGCUUCUACUUUUGGUGUGUUGUGCACUGCAGGAGCCGUCUGCCGCCAAGGAGUGCAGAGAUGGAUUCUACAAAUCACCAGAAGGAGUCUGUUGCCGGUUGUGCCCUGCAGGGACGUUCAAGGUGGUGGACUGCAUAGCUGAUGGAAGGAAGGCUUUGUGUGACCUGUGCAUUAAGGGCACUUUUAUGCACAGAAACAACCAGGAAAGGAAUUGCUCAUGGUGCAGCAGCUGUGGUCCAGGUGAGGAGGUGGAUGUGGACUGCUCCGUGGCCCAGGACACCGUCUGUCGGUGCACGGAGGGGCUCAAGAGAAACGGCCACUCGGGAAAUUGUCUGCCUGAAGAGCCCCACACAGAUAUUACUCAACACACGACCGUCGCCGCCAUCGUGUUGAGUUGCGUCCUUGCAGUGCUACUGAUUGCCGUAGCGAUAUUCCUGCUGUGCUCAAAGACUAAAUUGAAAACGCUGAUUUUGAAAUUCUCCUCCAACCGAUCUGGUUCUACCCUUGGAGCCAACAACAAUGAAAUGGAAAGGCUUAAUCAAGUGGUGACAGAGGGAAAAACUCCGGUAAAUGCAACAAAGCAACCCUCGUAUUCUCCACUUCAGGUUAGACAUGAGAGCGAGACACUGAGGCUCAUCCAAAAAGACAGAAAACAUCUCAAAACCUGGAUCGGGGUGGAUCCCGCGCACCUGCUGAAGCAUCUCAACGACUCGCUCAUGAUCCCUCGAGAUCUCUACAGAAAGGCCAAAAGCAAGAGUGGAGAGGAGACUGCGGAGGUCAUUCUGAACCACUUCAUUCAACUGGGAGAGAAGGGGUGCGAGAGACUCUGGAACGCCCUCUACUCCGUUAGGACGCACUAUGUGCAGCUGUGGAUGUGGCUUCAGAAACACGGGGAGGCAGUGUGGUCUGUGCGACAGAAGAAGGCAGAUCUAAAGAUAUGGAUCGGUGAGAAGCCCCAGCAUCUUCUCGUGCAGCUGAUGAGCCGAGGACGAAUCUCCAACGACCUCUUCAGUGAAGCCAGAAAGAUUAAGAAUGGCAGGGAGUGCGCCGAGCGAAUUAUCGACUACUUCAUCAACAAAGGCAACGAUGACUGCCUCAAGCUGCUAUUUGCUCUGCACGCCGUGCAGGACCGCUAUCCCAAAGUCAAGCUGUGGCUGAGCUCCCUCGAAUUCUUCAACAAUCUCUCCAACACGUGCCCCCUGCAUCUGAACUGCUACACUGACCGCGUGCUCCAGGAUAAAAUCCGUUUCAAUAGGAAGAGGCUGGUCCAAGCGUUCGCGAGUAACAUUGAUCCGCUGUUCACACAGCUCCACAGCCGGCGCCUGUUCACCAGGAACAACAUACGGGAAGAAACUGGAGCACCCGGAGAAAACCCCACGCUUACGAGGUGGCAACGCUCUAUCCCAUAUAGACGGACCAGACGCUCAACGAAAUGGAGGCCAAGAAGGCAUCUGCGCACGUUCUGGAACUUGUCCUCAGCAAGGAUCAAUACAGGGCCAAGGCGUUCUGGGAGCUCCUGUGGGAGUUGAAGCAUUCCUAUCCUGCUCUCGAAGACAUCUUCUGCAGCUUCUGAGACAAGAGUGGAGUUAUUUUUUUGUAUUAGUACCCGGCAUUGCCCGGGCAUAAAAUAUAUUUCAAAACUUCUCUUAAAAACAUUACAUAUACAUACACAGAUACUAAGUAAUUUUGAAAGCCCGGUGGGCCGUUUGUUAAUUUGUCCACCAACAAAAUAAUUAGAGGCUUGCAGAAGUCCAAAAAAUAAUAGAAAUUGGGGGGUGAAUAGUUGAUCUAAAAGGUUUGCGAAAAUUGUCGACCCCUUUAGAAUCUACUAACUCUAUAGUAGUAUCUACCAACUCAAUUGCAGUAUCUACUAUCACUACAGCAGUGCAUACCGACUUAGGUGGUACCUGCUAUCACUACAGCAGUGCAUACUGAAUGUGGUGGUAUCCUGCUAUGACUAUUGCAGUGCACACUGACUGUGGUGGUUCCUGCUAUGACUACAGCAAUGCAUACCGACUUUGGUGGUCUCUGAUAUGACUACAGCAGUGCAUACUGACUGUGUUGGUACUUGCUUUAACUACAGCAGUGCAUACUGACUAUGGUGGUACCUGCUUUCACUACAGCAGCGCAUACUGACUGUGGUGGUGCCUGCUAUGACUACAGCAGUGCAUACCGACUUUGAUGGUACCUGCUUUCACUACAGCAGUACAUACUGACUGUGGUGGUACCUGCUUUCACUACAGCAGUGCAUACCGACUGUGGUGGUACCUGCUAUGACUACAGCAGUGCAUACUGACUGUGGUGGAGCUAGCUACGACUACAGCAGUGCAUACUGAUUGUGGUGGUACCUGCUAUGACUACAGCAGUGCAUACUGAUUGUGGUGGUAACUGCUAUGGCUACAGUAGUACAUGCAACUGUGGUGGACAGACAGUACAUACGCCGGUGAGGGUGUGCACGGUGUGUUGGCAGAGCGGAGUAACUAGGGUAAGGGUCACGGAGGACCUCGUCUGGAGGCCCCUGGAACUUGCUAGCGGGUUCAAGAAGCGAGGGUGGAGCCAGGCUGCGCUGGUAGCAUAAAAGGAGCCGAGAGCGGGUGGGCUCGAGGCUGCCGGUUCUGUGAAUGGACUCGUCUUGUCGCUGUCAUCGCUAAACGUCUCCGCUAGAUAUUGCGCUACGAAGGAUAGUAGUUGGCUAUCUCAGUCAGCGCCGUCAGUGUUAGACGACUAGUGUUAUGUACAGUCAAGGCUGAGCUACUGUGGAGAGUGUGCGGACGAGACCGUGGAAGUUGUUAAUGAAGAAAGUACCUCCUAGAAACUCUGUCCCUGAAUCGUUGACACUACAAUUGUAAACUACUGGAAAUAAAUUAAUAAUGGUGCUUCCACUUUGGGAGGGAGACAUCCCCCCCCCGUGCCUCCCUCACCCCCCUGAGCUAUGUAGCUCUUUUUUAUAAGUGAUCUGGCUAAUAACGAAUGAUAGCAGCUCAACGACGUGGCUUAUCAUCAUCACGUGGACAUUUAUAGCAGCAGCCAAAUCACUAAAAACGCUAAAUCACUCAAAAUGCUAAAUGUGGAAGGAAAAAAACACCAAAGAAUCAGAGAAAACUCCACACGACCACGGGGAGAGACGACAACGCAAACUCCAAAUAUACAGGCGUCAGGGUCGGAAUCAAACCUACGACAUCCUGAAUAUUAGGCGAGGGAAUUAACAUCUCCUCGCCACCGCGGUGCCUCUUAUCAAUCAGGAUGUAAUAAUUCCAUAGAGAUAAUAUCACCUCCAAAUUCAUCCUAACUUGUCAGUGAAGUUGUAUUCAGGGAGAUGGAAUACAAAUAUGUUUUCUGUUCCCAGGUGCCAUGUACAAACUAGCACACAUUCACGAAUAAUAACAACUUAAAACACAGUUUUAGGUAUUACACGGAGUUCUCGACCUACGAAAACCCGCACUUACCAACCAGCUUCCACUAAAGUAUUCGUUUUCUUUACAUUAACUUAAAACGCGAACUCUCACUUGCACAUUGAACUGCAGCACUAUUUUUUCAGCUGAGCGAUUCUCUGCAGAUGUUAUGGAUCAGCCUCGUGCUGUGAGUGUGUGUUGUGUAUUGGCAUUUUUUUACAGUAUACGUAUUACAGUGUUACAACUUAAGAACGGUUCUACUUACAAACGGGCCUUGUCAACGAAUUACGGUCGUAAUUCAAGGACUGGCCGUAUUUCAGUAACGAAUUUAUUUUCAUCGUUUCAGUAACUGAUGAUUAUUAUUUCAGUAACCAACCUUCGGUAUACGUCAGUGGAUGCUGGGGGUUCCAGUGCUUUGUUGUUAAAAGAGAAAAAAAUGUUCGUUGAAGAGCGAUUCACAGAUGCAACACGCAGUGCCUGUGUGAUUAAGUUGUUUUGAGCCAGGAUUGAUUACAAUGAUUCGUUACAUCACGACCGGUUAUAAAUUAGCGCCGUUUAACUCUGGGAGAUAGUUAGCCGGUUUUGAUUAAGGUCUGAUUUUACCUUUGUAUUUAUAAAUAAAUACAUGUAAAUUAAUGAUCAAACCUAGUGAGUAUUUUUAGUGUGUCCUUACAUUUUUUUGGUUAAAAACAACUCUAAAUAUGUACUUGUAUCUUGUAUUUUAUAAUAUGACACUUUUAUCAAUAAUAUCUUCAUAUUUUUGCCAAGCACUGUAUAGAUUUUCAGUAGUUUGGGAGAUAAGGUCUCUCUCACUACACACGCACAAAGUGCUUGCCACAAAUGAACCACAAUACCUUGCUGAUUUCGUCAAGAAGCAUAAACCAUUACGUGGACUACAGUCAUCCUCGCAGUGGCUAUUGGCUGGCCAUCGAACGUGGUGCUUUCAGAUGCCCUUCUGCGGUCGUCUGGAACAGGCUUCCUUCUAAUAUUAGGAAGCCACUGGAUCUAAGCAAUUUAAAAUUCUUUAGAUUGAAAGCCAUUUUUUUUACUAAUUUUUGUGAUUAAUUUGUUGUCCUUCCCCCACUCCUCCGAUUAUCAUGGUUAAAGUCUGCUGACAACUUAACAAGUAAUUGCGAGUGACUAUAUGCACUUGGGUAAUUUAGACAACUCUUUUCAGAGACAAUGUAACUCCAACCCUUCAAGACUACUCGGUGCCCACUCCAAGACAAUGAAGAUGACCCAUUCCAAGGUGACGACAGCGACGACGAUUUCCCACAACAACAGCCCCCAUAUCCGGUCUGCGCUAGCUCUUAUCCUUCUUGCGACUCGGCCACGCCCCUAUUCCUGAACUCUCUCUCACCGCACAUGGCCCUGUCUCUCUCUGCCCUUAUUACCAUUCACGCCCGUUGGGUCCCGUGCUUCCCCUCACGUGACCCUGUUCAACGCUUGUCCCAUCAAUCAUUAUUAUCAACCACUUAGGUUGUUCCAAAAUAUGGUGUCGCGUUGCUUAUGUUAUGUUAAUUUUUAAAAAAAAUUUUACACGAAUAUGAAAACCAUGUUUUGUUCAUUUAAGCAUGUAUUGCUGAAGAGAGUUGACCAGCGUAGAAGAACAAAGUUGCACCAUAGAAAAGACAUCCUAAUGAUGAUGCAGGCAGUGAUGAGAAGGAAACUGACACUAUUUGGACACCGUAUGGACAACAACAGGAUUUUUUUAAAGUGUGUUGUUUUUCGAAAAAUGAAAGGAGCCUGAAAAAGAGGAAGACCUCACAGAUAAUGGCUUGACGAAAUCAUAACGAUUGGCCACUACUUGAGCAUAUUGGUACGACAAGACAGAGAGAGGCAAGUUGAAACAACAAAUGACGAAAUGUGCAGUGGACACCUACGAGCCAUCCUCCCCACGCAGUGUAGACGAUGCUGAAAAGAAUACAAGAAUGUCUCAAAGCUCCGAACAACCUUGCCCCAACCUACAACACCAGACACGUUGUGCACCCAUGUCCCAUCAAGACCUCGAAGAUCUGGGGAUGAAGAUCUCCGCUGCGUUCCCAAGUCGAGGCUUCGGUCGAUGGGCGACUGAGAUUUCCCCCAUGGGUGCUGCAGUGGCGAUAUGUUAACUCCCUUGCCUGGUAUGCGGGAAGUUUGUGGGUUUGAUCCCACCCUGACGCCUCUUGUAUGUUUGGAGUAUGCAUGUCCCUCUCCCCGUGAUGGCGUGCAUCUUUGUUGGGGCCCUCCGGUUUUUCCCUUUCCGCAUUUAUAAACAUGCGCUUAAGAGUAUUUGGACUCUAUAAAUAACUAUUAUCAAGGCCAAAAAUGAGGGUCUCGUCUGCCAUCAAUGAACGAACAACACGUUGGCGGGCGAAAACACGUCGCCUGGAACUAAGCGGGGAUAGGUGGGUGGCUGCGUGGUAAAAUCAGGAUAGCUGAAAUCCUUGUUUAUUACCUCAGUAAUGUAGUCUAUUUUCUAAUCGGGCACCUCACCAAAUCGUGCAGUUAAAGACGAACGCACAUCCGGAAUGGUCUAUUAACGAUAGAGAUCUUCAAUAAUAGUGAUGGGACAAUGAAAGCAAACAGCGACAGCGCUUGGCCUUACUCCGACUCGGGCCAUAGCUCAGCCCCUUUUAACAUGACGACCAAAUGUAAGUUGUCUACAGCAGUGUAUAAUGUGGUGUAUAGCGUCGUGUAUAAUAGUGUAGUUUCUAGUAGCGUAGUAUUUUGCAGUGCACUGUAGUAUAGAGUAGUGUAUAAUGGUGUAGUGUACAAUGGCGUGUAUUUAUGUUUAACUUCUUUCGCACCAUACGUAGUGUAUAUAGUGUCAUACAUAGUGUAGUGUAUAGUAGUGUAGUGCAUAGUAGUGUGUAAAGUGUAGUGUAUAUUAGUGUAGUAUAUAAUAGUGUAUUGCAUAGUAGUGUAUAGUCGUGUAGUGUAUCAUAGUGUGUAUAGCAGUGUAGUGCAUAGUAGUGUAGUGUAUAGUGUAGUGCAUAGUAGCCUAUACGAAUGUUGAAAUGCUUUCCCACUGUACUAAGCCAACCGUGCUAAUCGGAGAUGUGAAAACCUGAACAGCCCAAAAUUGGUUUCCCGAGACAGCAAAAACGAGACAGUGAUUUCCAUGUUCAUGAUGGUCUCUUGCUGGCAGGGUUCAUCCACAGCUGCGACACUUGCUUUGAGUGACCAUGAGUCACUAUUUUUGGCACCAGCUAUCAGCAUUUUCACUGAGGCAACAACUGCUCCUUAAAUAAUCUUACCCAGUGACCGUGUGCCAAAAGAAACUUACGCGGCUGUGCCUACGAUGAAGAGUAGAAGAAUUAAAAAUGUUACUCCAAUGGGAAAGAGUCACACUUCGUAUCUACCGACGCAGUACCUCAAACUGGGAAUUGCCCCAAGGACCCAGAAUGCAACAUAUGGAGGAUGGGCAGGAAGGCGCGUGUGUGUGGGGAGGUGCUGGGACCGCCCACUUUGCCCCAAGGGGCGGGGCAUGGUCCGUCCCCCCUGCAGCCCAUUACCCGGAAGGGAUAACUCUCAAAAUGUUAAAAAUGUGAAAAUAUGAAAAAGUAUUCGUGAGUUUCUGGGAUUUGUGCCACCACACAACAAAGUUCUUUAUCCAGUAAAAUUUUGGACGUAAAAUAUGUUAUUACUGUGGCGGGCAAAGUGUGACACUCUUACAUUUAAGGGAAAUUUAUUUUUAUUUUCGUUUGAGAGAUUUGUCUGAGCUUUUUGCGGUUUCCGUAUUCUUGAUUCAAAUUUACACUUAAACCUUUCUUGGGCACGAAUGCGCAUGACCUCGUUACCAGUUAAUAUGAAGGGUUUAAUUUAAGCACAAUUUUUUUUUUAGAAACAGUCGUCACACUGCAAAACAUCCCCUGCAUGUGUAAAGGGUGAAGAGUCCUCUUUAUAACAAAUAAUAUUAAUAGUCACAUUUGGUAAUUGCGCCAUCAAGUGGUGCAAUGUCACAGAUGCAGACGCCGUUCCUCCACUAGGGGACGAUGGGGCGCCGUCCCCAUCAAUCAGCUGGAGAUGAGAAAUUAUUUUUCUUCUGAAAAAAAAGGCAUUUCUAAAAAAAAACUUUGUCUUUUAAAUUUUGUAAAAAUGUAAUGAUUCUUUCAACGCUAAUUGCCGAAUUAGGAUAACCUUUUCAUUUGUUCAUAUUAGAAACCACUGCGACACCACGGUCUGAUUUGUGCGUCGGGAAGGUCUCUGGGCCGGCUGUGUAGGCAUCUGAGUGAGAGAUUCCCAUUCAUUCAUUGCGAUCACCUUCGCAUUUUAGCCACGCCGUUUGAGCCCCAUUUAGGGCGGUGAAAAAGGCCCCCAUAGCUGUAAUGACGAUAGAAGGUUACGGUCUACACGUAGGUGUAAGAAUGUAUGCGGCUGUUAUUGUAGAUUAUGGAGUGUCUUGGUUGCAUUGGUUAAUUUGUUGAGUCGUGUCUGCUGAUCUUGAAUUGUUCUUUAGGAUUUUGGCAGUGUCAAAAGGCUUGCAUGGUGUGGACUUGGGGGUCAUGGGGACAGCAUUUGAGUGUUUUUUUUGCUUUAUAUUGUUUAUAAAUGCCUACCGUUGGUAGAUAAGACAGUUGCGUCACUUUCAUGGGAAGGUCAAUAACAUGACGAGGUUUUUCAUAAUUAGAACACCAGAUUUUCCGAGGUCACUCACAACAGCCGCAACUAGUGAAAAUGUUACGAGCCACCACUGCACAGAUGAUUAUAGGCUGCCAGUAGGGGGGCAAUGCUGUUAUGCGCGUUUUGUAUUAUUUAUCCUUCAACGUUAACCUGACAAGGCUAUCGGCGUUUCAUUGUGAAAUUAAAUAUCCUCUUCGGGUUUCUCACAAAGCAGUAUUUUAUAUAUAUUGUGAUGCAUAAAAUAAUAAAACAAAUAUUCAGCGAGAAUAUUAACGUGAAAUAUGUUGGAAAAAUGUGAAUGUAAUUCAGUGUAAAUGAAAUAAAAUGUGUGCUUAAGUGUAAUUUA